Messenger RNA from Peromyscus californicus insignis, 1741 nucleotides. RefSeq names its product neuroendocrine secretory protein 55-like. The record is from RefSeq and is a predicted model, not a curated record. Lineage: Eukaryota; Metazoa; Chordata; Mammalia; Rodentia; Cricetidae. The transcript has 5 exons. Gene Ontology annotation, biological process: response to parathyroid hormone. Bases 311 to 1120 code for a protein of 269 amino acids.
AAGUCCGCGCAACUUUAUAGAGCCUCACUGCCCCAUCUCUCCUCAGUCUCCUCUGUCCUCUCCCAGACGAGAGGACCAGUGGAGGCACCUCUCGGAGUCUUAGACUUAAGAGUCUGAGACUUAGCGAGAGGAGCCCCAGAGGAGACAACCCUUCUCUCUCCUUUACCCAUCCCUCUUUUUUACUUACAGACGCAAGCUGAGGCGCGGAGCUUUAGAAAGUUCUCAGUGGUCCUGAAGCAGUUCUUGCGCAGUGGGGCCACUCUCUGCAGAGCCAGAGGGUGAGUCGGCUUCCCGGUGAGCGCCUAGGAGAAUGGAUCGCAGGUCCCGGGCUCAGCAGUGGCGCCGAGCUCGCCAUAAUUACAACGACCUGUGCCCGCCCAUAGGCCGCCGGGCUGCCACCGCGCUCCUCUGGCUCUCCUGCUCCAUUGCUCUGCUCCGCGCCCUAGCCACUUCCAACGCCCGUGCCCAGCAGCGUGCUGCCCAGCGUCGGAGCUUCCUUAACGCCCACCACCGCUCCGCCGCUGCCGCCGCCGCCGCUGCGCAGGUACUCCCCGAGUCCCCUGAAUCUGAGUCUGAUCACGAGCACGAGGAGCCAGAGCCUCAGCUGGCCCGCCAGCCUGAGUGUCCCGGGUUGGAAGACAUUGACUACGAGACCGAGUCGGAGACCGAGUCCGAGACGACCGAGUCCGAGACGACCGAGUCCGAGACGACCGAGUCCGAGACAACCGAGUCCGAGUCUGAUAUCGAGUACGAGACCGAAUUCGAGAGCGAGUCUGAUACCGCCCCCGCAACUGAGCCUGAGACCGAACCCGAGGACGAGCGCGGCCCCCGAGGUGCCACCUUCAACCAGUCUCUCACCCAGCGUCUGCACGCUCUGAAGUUGCAGAGCGCCCACGCCUCCCCGAGUCGUGCGCAGCCCACCACUCAGGAGCUCGAGAGCGCAAGCGAGGGGGAGGAGCCCCAGCGCGAGCCCUUAGACCCCGAGGAGUCAGAGGAGGAGGAGGAGGACAGACAGCCCCGCCGCUGCAAGACCAGGAGGCCCGCCCGCCUCCGCCGCCGCCGCGACCAGUCCCCGGAAUCCCCUCCCAGAAAGGGGCCCAUCCCCAUCCGGCGUCACUAAUGGGUGACUCCGUCCAGAUUCUCCUGGUUUUCAUGGAUAAAGGUGCUGGAGAGUCUGGCAAGAGCACGAUUGUGAAGCAGAUGAGGAUCCUGCAUGUUAAUGGGUUUAACGGAGAGGGCGCCGAAGAGGACCCGCAGGCUGCAAGGAGCAACAGCGAUGGAAUAUAUUACCCCUACUAGAUGAUGGCCACAGUCCUCCAUCUUCUUCGCUAUGUCCUCUCCCAACUAUCCCAAUUUGCAUGCUGAACUGCCCGGUCUUAGGAAACUAAUAAGAAUACUAUUCUGUUGUCUGGGGGGAGGGGGUGGGGUCCCUACCUAUUACCUAACCUUUAGAUAUAAGUGAAAACAGAAAGAUGAAAUGAAAUCCUUAAUUGGCAACAGUGUAGUAGAACAGCAAUCAGAAAAGGCAUCAAUAGUUUGAGUAUCUGCUGUACCAAAAGUUGGCAUCUGAGAAAUGUGGCAAGCCCUACUGAGAGAGCCUACCUAUGUAUUGUGUGUCGUGCUCAACCUUUCAACCCUACUAAUACCUUACCUGCACGCCUUUCCUCCUAUGACUCUACUCUACAAGUAAAAAUCAGUAUUAACAUUCCUGAUAAAUAAAAUUCUCUGCAUGUCUCAGCAA